AUGGAAAAGGCCAUGAACAAGCAGCUACCGCAAUUGGAAGUUUGCUUCAAAGAAAUUUCCAUCUCGGCCGACAUCGCAGUGACGGACAAGAACGACUUGAAGACGACUCUGCCCACGCUGCCAAAUGAGAUGAUGAAAGCCGUCCGGGGUGUGAUCGCCAAGAAACAUUCAGUGAGGAAGGAGAUCUUGACUAAUGUUAGUGGCGUUUUCAAGCCGGGUACCAUCACGCUGGUACUGGGACAACCUGGAUCGGGCAAGUCUGCCUUGAUGAAGUUGCUCAGCGGCCGAUUCCCGGAGGAGAAGAACAUCACUAUUGAGGGCGACGUGACGUACAAUGGGACUCCGUUAUCGGAGGUGCGCAAGCAACUGUCGCAGUUGGUAUCGUAUGUGCCUCAGCGCGACGAGCACUACGCCUUGUUGACUGCGAAGGAGACGCUUGAGUUCGCGCACGCUUGUUGCGGUGGGGAUCUGGCCGAGUACUGGGAGAAACAGUUUGUUCACGGAACCCCAGAGGAAAAUGCGGAGGCUUUGAAGGUGGUUCGAGCGAUGUAUCAGCACUAUCCGGACCUCGUGAUCCAGCAACUAGGACUCGACAAUUGCCAGAACACCGUCGUGGGAGAUGAAAUGCUGCGUGGUGUGUCCGGUGGCGAACGCAAGCGGGUGACGACUGGCGAGAUGGAGUUCGGCAACGCUUACGUCAAGAUGAUGGACGAGAUCAGCACCGGUCUGGACAGUGCAGCGACGUUCGACAUCAUCACGACGCAGCGCAGUAUCGCCAAGAAGUUUCGCAAGACAGUGGUGAUCUCACUGCUGCAGCCGUCGCCUGAACUGUUUGCGUUGUUUGACAACGUGAUGAUUCUGAACGAAGGUCGCGUCAUGUACCAUGGUCCUGGCGAAGAAGCGUUGCGGUACUUCGAGGGUCUUGGCUUCAAACGUCCUCCACAACGUGAUGUGGCUGACUUCUUGAUGGAUCUCGGUACCAACGAGCAGGACCAAUACGAAGUGAGAAGCGACGUCCCUCGCUCUUCUCGCGAGUUUGCUUUCUACCGAAGCUUCUGGGAUAGUACUUCACUGCUCAUGAAGCGACAAGUGAACAUGAUGCGUCGAGAGAUGUCGGGUCUUGUCGGGAGGCUAGUUAUGAACACGAUCAUGGCGCUGUUGUAUGGCUGCGUGUUUUACCAGUUCGACCCCGCUAAUCCGCAGCUGGCCAUGGGUAUCAUCUUCGAGGCUACGCUAUGCUUGUCACUGGCUUUGGCUUCUCAGAUCCCGAUGAUCAUCGCUGCCCGUGAGGUCUUUUACAAGCAACGCAGUGCCAAUUUCUUCCGAACUGCAUCAUACGUAUUGUCCUUCUCAGCCAGUCAGAUACCUCCGAUCUUACUGGAGACUGUCGUGUUUAGCUCCAUCGUGUACUGGAUGUGCGGCUUUGUGAGCUCGGCGGGUAGCUUCCUACUUUUUGUGGUGACGCUGUGCUUGAUCAACAUCUCAAUGGGCGCCUUCUUCUUCUUCUUGUCAAGUGUCUCGCCCAACGUCAAUGUGGCCAACCCCGUGUCUGGUGUGAUAGUCGAGUUUUUCGUCUUGUUUGCUGGCUUUACCAUCACGAAAGACCAGAUUCCGGAUUAUCUCAUUUGGCUCUACUGGAUCAACCCUGUUGGCUGGGGUGUUCGAGCUCUGGCCGUGAAUCAGUACACUGAGUCCCGCUUUGAUACGUGCGUGUUCGACGGUAUCGACUACUGCGCUAGAUACGGCAUGAAGAUGAGUGAGUACGCGCUAAGCACAUACGAAGUCCCACCAGAGCGAUACUGGAUUUGGUAUGGCAUGGUCUUUAUGGUGGCGUCCUACGUCCUCUUUCUCUUCUGCGCCUUUGUUGCUCUGGAGUAUCAUCGCUAUGAAAGACCCGCGAACAUUGUGCUGGCCAUCGAAGCUAUCCCUGAGCCCUCAAAGUCGGAUGCUUAUUCUCUGGCGCAGACGCCAUGCAGUCAGGAAAAAGAUGUUGAAGUCGUGUUACCCGUGGCUGCAGCAAGUGACCGGUUUGUCCCAGUGACGGUGGCGUUCAAGGACUUGUGGUACACAGUUCCGGAUCCAGCGAACCCGAAAGAGACCAUCGAUUUGCUCAAGGGUAUCAGCGGAUACGCCCGUCCUGGUACUAUUACUGCACUCAUGGGGUCUUCGGGUGCAGGUAAAACAACGCUGAUGGACGUGAUCGCCGGACGCAAAACGGGUGGCAAGGUUCAAGGACAGAUUCUACUAAACGGACACCCAGCUACGGAUCUCGCGAUUCGUCGCUCGACGGGAUACUGUGAGAAAAUGGACAUUCACUCCGAGUCGUCUACGAUCCGUGAAGCGCUGACGUUCAGUGCAUUCCUACGCCAAGGAGCGGAUGUGCCGGAAAGCUACAAAUACGACACGGUGGACACUUGUUUGGAGCUACUGGGACUCAGUCCAAUUGCAGACCAGAUCAUUCGUGGCAGCUCCAUGGAGCAGAUGAAGAGACUGACGAUCGGCGUAGAGCUCGCAGCACAGCCAAGUGUUCUCUUUUUGGAUGAACCUACAAGUGGGUUGGAUGCUCGGUCGGCGAAGUUGAUCAUGGACGGUGUCCGUAAGGUGGCAGAUACCGGUCGCACGGUAGUUUGCACUAUUCACCAGCCGUCAGCUGAAGUGUUCCAAGUCUUUGACAGCAUGUUGCUGCUCAAACGUGGCGGUGAGACGGUGUUUGCGGGAGAACUGGGCGUGAAUGCGAGCGAGAUGAUCAAGUACUUUGAGUCGAUCGAAGGAGUGGAGAAGUUGCGAGACAACUACAACCCGGCGUCGUGGAUGUUGGACGUGAUUGGUGCCGGUGGUGUGUCCAGGCCGUCACCUUCCCUGCCACCGCUCGAAUACGGCGACAAACGAGCUGCCACGGAGCUCACACAAAUGAGAUUUCUGCUUCUUCGAUUCACCAACAUGUACUGGAGAACACCGUCGUACAACUUGACGCGUUUCGUUGUGUGGACUGGACUGGGUCUUCUCACGGGCAUCACGUAUCUUGACACGGAUUUCAGCACGUACGCCGGCAUCAAUUCCGGAUUGGGAAUGGUCCGUUCGGCAUUCUAUCGCGAGCGUGCGGCUCAAACGUACAACGCGUUCUGGUACUUCUUCGGCUCAAGUGUCAUCGAGAUUCCGUACACUUUCGCGGGUGUGUUGCUCUUCAUGGCAGUCUUUUAUCCAAUUGUGGGCUUCACCGGUGCUGAGGCUUUCUUCACUUUCUACCUCGUUCUGUCGUUGGGUGUGCUGUUCCAAGAGUAUCUCGCCGAGCUUGUUGUGUUUGCGACCCCGAAUGUGGAGGUGGCGGAAAUCCUGGGAAUGCUCGUGAGCCUCUUCACCUUUUUGUUCGCGGGCUUCAGUCCCCCCGCCUCGGAGCUGCCUACAGGCGUCAAAUGGAUCUACCACAUCAAUCCGUUCACCUACACAAUGUCGGCGCUGUGCACUAUUGUGUUUGGCGAUUGCCCUAGUGAAGGCAGCAGUGCCAUUGGAUGCAACGAGUUGUCGAACGCGCCACCAUCGUUGCGCGAAGGGAUUAUCGUAAAGGAAUACUUUGAAGUCAACUUCAGUAUGAAGCACGAACACAUCUGGAGAAACUGCGGUAUCUUGUUCGGAAUCGUGCUUUUCAUUCGAGUUUUGACACUUUUGGCGAUGCGGUUUCUCAAUUUCCAGAAAAAGUAG
Messenger RNA from Phytophthora infestans T30-4, 3699 nucleotides. Its product is annotated as ATP-binding Cassette (ABC) Superfamily. Gene Ontology annotation, molecular function: ATP binding; ABC-type transporter activity; ATP hydrolysis activity. The transcript has 4 exons. The record is from RefSeq and is a predicted model, not a curated record. The coding region runs from base 1 to 3699 and encodes 1232 amino acids. Gene Ontology annotation, cellular component: membrane. Gene Ontology annotation, biological process: transmembrane transport. Lineage: Eukaryota; Oomycota; Peronosporomycetes; Peronosporales; Peronosporaceae.